UGAACCGCGUUGGAGAAAACGGCCAUUAAGGUAUUCCUUUCACGAACCUGAAAUCCCUACAAAAAAUUGAUUUUAAUUUACAGUAAAGUACAACUCCAUCCAAAUAGUAGAUUGGCAAAAUUUCAGGUCAGGUUAUCGAUCAUUUAAUGAAGAAUUAAAAUGUUAAAAAUCGUAAAAUUUCUACUGGAGCUUAUGGAGAAUCCGUCACCACCAUAUCAAUAAUUCGUACACUGAAUAACUCUAAAUUCCUGAUAUAAACUGUCUCACGGAUAGAAAAAAUGUAAGGAAUCCACAGCAACGAUAAAAAUAAAGGAUUAUCGAAUGUUUAAAAAAAGUAUCAACGAUAGAAGUUAUAUAGAAAAAUGGCAGAAGCAGAAGUUGUUUUUCCCAUAUAUAACAGCGACUUCUCAGAGGUUAGGAAUCAGUCCAAAUUUCGAGUGCCCUAGUUUGCGACACCAAUAAAAAAUACGGCCCUGCGAAGGAAUACCUUAAUGAAAGUAAAUAAACAAGACUUCACGCCGGCUCUGCGGAAUAAUUGAACAAUAAGAAAUAAUAAUACAUAAAAAAUGAAAGACCUUGUUUUCGUAUUGGAUAACGGAGCUCAUACGGCAAAAGCUGGAUAUUGUACCAGCGAGCCUAAAGUAGUGCUGAACUGCAUAACGAAAGCAAAGAGUGAACGACGUAGACCAUUCAUCGGAAACCAAAUAGAGGAAUGUCGGGAUGCUUCGGGUCUGUUUUACAUGCUAGCUUUCCAGAAAGGAUAUUUGGUCAACUGGGAUAUUCAGAAAAGUGUUUGGGACUACAUCUUCUCAAAGGAAUGUUGUCAAACGAGCUUGAGCGACGUUUCCGUGAUAAUAAGCGAGCCUCUGUUUAAUUUCCUCCCGAUUCAGGAAGCAACAACGGAAAUAUUUUUUGAAGAGUACGACUGUCGAAGCAUAUUGCAGAUCAAUGCAACAAGUUUGUCUUGUUAUAAUUAUAGAUCGAAAAAUCCAGAAAGCAAAGCUUGUGUCAUUGUUGAUUCAGGUUAUAGUUUUACCCAUGUUGUGCCAUACGUGAAUGGUAACAAAGUCAAAGAAGGAAUUCGUCGUAUCGACGUUGGUGGGAAAUUGCUUACGAAUCAUCUUAAAGAAAUCAUUUCUUAUCGUCAACUCCACGUUAUGGACGAAACUUACGUUAUUAAUCAGGUGAAAGAAGAUUCCUGCUUUGUUUCACAAAAUUUUGCCGAGGAUAUGGAACAUGCCAAAAAACAUGGCAACGAAAAUUCUAUUGUUAGAGAUUAUGUUUUGCCUGAUUAUACUACCUUGAAAAGAGGCUUUUUGAAACAACCCGAUGGCUCCAGCGAACAUCAAACACUCAGAUUAAAUAACGAGAGAUUCGCUGUUCCUGAAAUUCUUUUCCAUCCCUCUGAUGUUGGAAUCAAACAAAUGGGAAUCCCGGAAGCCAUCCUCAAUUCUAUUAAAGCCUGCGAACCUGAAACUUGGCCACAUCUCUUCGCUAAUAUUAUCCUUACCGGUGGAAAUUCCAAAUUUCCUGGUUUUCGAGAUCGGGUCUUUAAAGAUGUGCGCAGCUUAGCACCGGCAGAAUUCAAAGUCAAUGUCACCUUGGCCUCUGAUCCCGACACCUAUGCCUGGGAAGGUGGAAAGUUUCUAGCAAAUGAUCCGGCCUUUCGUAGUAUGGUCGUGACGCGUAACGACUACGACGAGGAAGGACCAGCUUUGUGCAGUCAGCGAUUUGAUCAGUGACUACUGAUGACUAUUUAUUUUUAUCAAUUGAAAUAAAAAAGAAUGUGAAAGUCACAUCUCUCAGUCUUUCCAUACAUUGACGUAAGAAAAUUGCUAGUUACGUUACGGAUCCUCUAUCCCUUCCUCUUGGUUUUUAUCCAAACUGGAAAUAUUAGGUUUUUUUUAUAACGAUUAGAUCCAAGGUAUUAUGUAAAAAAGUAAUUCGAAGGCAUUUUUCUCCAUUAGUUUAUUCGGUCGUAGGAAAAAUGUUUUUUUUAUAAGUAAUUCCAUUUUUGACAUUUUUGACAAAGAACCUUGUAUUUAUAUAAACUCGAUGCGAAGUAAUUGUAAGCUCAUUCGUUUGAAAAUGUAAAAAUUUUAGUGAGUACAAUCUUAAUCGCGCGAAAAUUGGAUUCAUUAAUUUCUAUGAUUAUCCAUUCAUUCGUUUUAAAAAUUCGAGAAUGAAAUUUUGUUCGAAAGGGUACAAUGAUGAAAGUUUGAAAUCGAAUAACAAAAAAAAUAAAUAAAACAAAAUUGUAAAGUAAAAGUUUUAUAAAAUGCCACUGAUUUUCAGCACGGAUAUAUAAUCCCAUCGAAAAAUAAAACAAUUACCAAGCCUGA
Molecule: messenger RNA, 2342 nt
Organism: Venturia canescens
Lineage: Eukaryota; Metazoa; Arthropoda; Insecta; Hymenoptera; Ichneumonidae
Gene: Arp6
Product: Actin-related protein 6
Exons: 3
Coding region: 567-1742 (391 amino acids)
Cellular component (GO): Swr1 complex
Molecular function (GO): nucleosome binding
Source: RefSeq, a predicted model, not a curated record